This is a messenger RNA of Carcharodon carcharias (great white shark), 1784 nucleotides long. It is a transcript of the gene rad51c, whose product is annotated as RAD51 paralog C. Gene Ontology annotation, molecular function: ATP-dependent DNA damage sensor activity; four-way junction DNA binding; ATP binding. Gene Ontology annotation, cellular component: replication fork; Rad51B-Rad51C-Rad51D-XRCC2 complex; Rad51C-XRCC3 complex. The coding region runs from base 57 to 1163 and encodes 368 amino acids. The transcript is spliced from 9 exons. NCBI's taxonomy places the organism in Eukaryota, Metazoa, Chordata, Chondrichthyes, Lamniformes, Lamnidae. Gene Ontology annotation, biological process: meiotic DNA recombinase assembly; DNA repair; reciprocal meiotic recombination. The record is from RefSeq and is a predicted model, not a curated record.
GCGGGCAGAUGGAUUGAAGUGAGGCCCCAGCAUUCCGGCUGCUGAGGGAGGGGAAGAUGCAGAGGGACCUGGGCAGCUUUCCGCUUCCACCCGGGAUCAGGAUCAAACUGAUCGGCUCCGGCUUCCAAAGCGCCGAGGAUCUGAGCGGGGUGAGAGCCAGCGAACUGAGCAAAGAGUUGGGCAUCUCCAAGGAGGAGGCGUUGGAAAUCCUACAAAUCGUGAGGCGGGAGGCCUCCGGAGAGGAAUCUCAACAGAGCGUGGGGUUGCCGUCUGUUCGGAAGUACACAGCCCUAGAACUCCUGGAGCAAGAGCACUCUCAAGGCUCCAUUGUCACCUUCUGCUCCGCUCUGGAUGAAAUCCUUGGGGGCGGGGUGCCCAUCGGCAAAAUCAUGGAGAUCUGCGGUGCUCCUGGCGUUGGGAAAACUCAGCUAAGUAUCCAGCUGGUUGUGGACGCACAAAUCCCCGAAUGCUUUGGCGGCCUUGACGGUGAGUCUGUGUACAUCGACACUGAGGGCAGUUUUAUCGUGGACCGAGUGACGGAUGUCGCUCAUGCUGCUGUGCACCAUUGUCACCUGAUUGCUGAGGCCAGCCAGGAUGAAGUUCAGCGCGAAGCAGCACAGGCCUUCUCUGUCUCCAGCAUCCUCUCUCACAUCUACUACUUCCGUUGCCAUGACUACGUGGAGCUGCUGGCCCAGGUUCACCUGCUGCCUGACUUCCUGGCGGAACAUCGUAAGGUGAAGAUUGUGGUGAUUGACAGCAUCGCCUUCCCAUUCCGCCACAACCUGGAGGAUCUGUCACUGCGGACACGGCUGCUGAAUGGAUUGGCCCAGCAGCUCAUCAGCAUGGCCAAUGACCACAGUGUGGCGGUAGUGUUGAUCAACCAGAUGACCACACGGUUUGGACAAGUCCAGUCCGCACUAGUCCCUGCACUAGGUGAAAGCUGGGGUCAUGCAGCCACCAUCCGCUUAAUUCUCCGCUGGGAGGGCAAGCUGAGGUUUGCCUCCCUCUACAAAUCCCCAAGUCAGAAAGAAGCGACUGUACCAUACCGGAUAACCUCGUUUGGUUUUCGGGAUGUCCAACCAGCAGACCCACCUUCAGCCUCACCCGUCAAUGGGGACAACCCACGCAAGCGCCUGAGAACAGAGGACGAGGAUGGACAGUGACACCUUCCACGUUGUCUCAUUUCAACCAGUGUAUUAAAGAGACUCAGUUUGAACCAAAUGUGGCAAGCUGAUUGGAUAUUUUGGGUGCAACUGUGUAGCUCGACUUGGGUCCCCCACUGGGUCUGGCCUUGUGAACUCUAAUGAUAAUCUGCCAGCAGGUCGUGUGAAUCCUGUUGGAUCAGAAAAUUGAAAGUGACUUUACAAAGAGUUGGGAGCCACCAAGUCAUUGGCCCCAUUCCAUCACCGCUGAGUUCCCUUUCUCGGCCAUGUGACUGUGGAGCGUUGUAGAAUGGUGGCCGGCAAAGAAAACCAAGACUUUCCUAGUCGGAGUGUCGGAGACAGAGACUUUAAACUAUGAACCGCUUCAGUCUCCAACCCCAUUUCCAGCCUUUGUUAUAUACCAAAAGGAGGCUAACUUGUCAUUACAAUGAUAUAGUUGGCCAAUGACAUCAUUGGCUAUAAUACUUUAAUACUUCUGAACCUCACCGAAUCUGAAGAGAUUUUCACACUUGUUGAAACCUUUUCACCUACUCACUGGAUUCCAACUGUUAAUGUUCUGUGCAAUGAAUGUUCCUGUUCCUCUCCUGCCUUGGCUUGUAUUAAGUAAAUGUACUUUGUAAC